AUGACGGAUGCGGUGUGCCUGGCUGCCGCUGCCUGUGGCAGGGGCCCGCCUGCGAGGAAGGUUCCCGAGCUCCCCGAGGGCCGCGAGCUCGUGCAGACGCUGCGGGCGUUAGCGGCGCGUCGGCGGGUCACCCGCGACGGCGUGGAGCGCGCGAUCUACAACAAGGAUAUCGUCAGGAAUCUCAGGGAGAUCUCGACCGCGAACAGGGCCCUGCAGCGCUGCCUACACGAGGCGGGCAAUCCCAGGGUACGAGCGCCUCGCCGAGCCCAGCCUGUCCCGAUCCACAACCAGCUGAUGAACGCGGAGGGGGAAAUCGAGGACGACCCGCUGAGGAUCAAGGAGCUCCUGGAGCGCGAGUACGGCAACACCUUCAGGGCCAGCGACGGGGAGGAGCCCGUCGGGAUCUCUGCCUACCUCACCCACUUCACGACGGAGGAUUUCUCGGCACUGUGCGACAUGAAGGCCAUGAAGGCUCCAGGUAUGGGCGGGGUGGUCGCCGAGGUCCUGCAGGCCCUCGACUCGGGCUUCCUCGCCUCGCUCGCGGCCGUCUUCGAGAACCGCUUCCGCGGGGUACCCGAGUAUGCCAGGGACCAAGCCUGGCCGAAACACAUCAUCCAGCUCAUGAAGAAGAAGGGGGACAAGCACGCGCUCAAGGGGUACAGAUACGCCUGCCGGAUCUUCAGCAUGCGCAUGCUGACGGAGAAGGCCCGCGAGUGGAACAGCCCCAUCUUCAUCGUGGGCGGCGAUAUAGAGGCCGCCUUCGACCGCGUCUCGCACCGCUCGGUCGAGGAGACGCUGAGAAGAGAG
Prorocentrum cordatum is the source of this 807-nucleotide messenger RNA. Lineage: Eukaryota; Dinophyceae; Prorocentrales; Prorocentraceae. The record is from the annotation of a GenBank genome assembly.